Molecule: messenger RNA, 915 nt
Organism: Aplosporella prunicola CBS 121167
Lineage: Eukaryota; Fungi; Ascomycota; Dothideomycetes; Botryosphaeriales; Aplosporellaceae
Exons: 4
Coding region: 1-915 (304 amino acids)
Biological process (GO): deoxyribonucleotide catabolic process; carbohydrate catabolic process
Cellular component (GO): cytoplasm
Molecular function (GO): deoxyribose-phosphate aldolase activity
Source: RefSeq, a predicted model, not a curated record
AUGGCGACAUCGACAUCGCGCUACACGAACGCGGAAUGGGAAGCGCUAACCCUGCAAACGCAGCGCGCCAUCGCGGGCGCUGAGACGAAGCAGCAGCAACAUAACGGCAGCAACGGCAGCAACGGCGCAGAUGUAGGCGUGGACGCGCCGCUGGACAUGGCCGCGCUGGCGAAGACGAUCGACCACACGCUGCUGAAGCUGGAAGCGACGCUGCCGCAGAUAGACGGGCUCUGCGACGAGGCGAGGCGGGAGCGCUUUGCGACCGUGUGCGUGCGCCUCCAGCACGUCGCCCGCGCCAUCUCGAACCUCAAGGGCUCGGGCGUGGGCGUCGCCUGCGUCGUCGGCUUCCACGAAGGCACCUACGACACGAACAUCAAGCUUGUCGAAGCGCAAGAAGCGGUCCGCCUCGGCGCCACAGAGCUAGACAUCGUAAUCAACCACCCGCAACUCAUCGCGCACACCUACGAGCCCAUCUACAAAGAGCUGGCCGCGCUGCGCACCGCCCUGCCGGCACCCACAACACUCAAGCUCAUCCUCGAAACCUCGCAGCUCAGCCCCCUGGACAUCAUAGCCGGGACCUGCCUGGCCGCGGCCGCGCGCCUCGACUGCGUCAAGACGAGCACGGGGUUCUGCGGGCGCGGCGCCAGCGUCGCCGACGUGCGGCUCAUGGCCGCGGCGGUCGACGCGCUGGCCGUGUCUGGUGCCGCUGGGAUGUUUGUCAAGGCGUCGGGGGGCGUGAGGGGGUUGGGCGAUGCGAGGACCAUGCUGGCUGCGGGCGCGGAGAGGAUUGGCACCAGUUCCGGCGUGUGGAUUAUGCAGGAGGCGAGGGCGGUGGAGGCGGGGGAGGCGGGGCUGGGUGCUGAGAGGCCGGCGGCUACGAGGCUGUAUACCGAUAAUAGUAUUGGUGGGUAUUAG